Molecule: messenger RNA, 642 nt
Organism: Paraglomus occultum
Lineage: Eukaryota; Fungi; Glomeromycota; Glomeromycetes; Paraglomerales; Paraglomeraceae
Source: the annotation of a GenBank genome assembly
AUGCUGAAUUCUAUAUGUUGGUUUCUUCCAUUUUUACUAGUUGUUAUCGUUGGCACUGACGCUAUAGUGCGCACUAUCACAGUCGGUCCGGACUCUUUACAAACAGACUUUGAUUUUGCUGUGGAUGGGGAUGUAUUUAGCUUCGUAUGGAGUUCUAAUGUAAAAGCUCCUGUAAGAGUGUAUGAAGUUUAUGAUAACCAGUCUUGCGCGGUAAUGUCUAAAGGAAUCGAUAGCAAUUUUCAUACAUAUCCGAAUACAUAUAAAUAUACCACCGACCCCGAACCAAUUCGACUUACAGAGUAUCCGUCACCUCCAAUAAUAUACGAUUUCUAUCUUACAGCUCAAGGCGCACAAGGAUGCGAUCAAGGGCCUGAUUCACGUUUAGAAAUCGAAGUGUAUAAGCCAGGAGAGACACCAACAGACAUACCGUCUCCCGAAUCAACCGGUUCGUCUUCAGACAUUAUCUCAACUUCACCUGCGGAUACUUCUCCAGUGCCUACGAGUAGCACUGCCGUAACAUCUAAUGCGACGCCUCAACCAACUUUGGCAAAUAACACUAGCAACGAAACUAGCUCUCAUACCAUAUCCAUUCCGUUGAUGGCGAUGGUUACAGUAGUUGGAGUAUUUUUGUCGUUCAUAUGA